Molecule: messenger RNA, 2103 nt
Organism: Exophiala viscosa
Lineage: Eukaryota; Fungi; Ascomycota; Eurotiomycetes; Chaetothyriales; Herpotrichiellaceae
Exons: 1
Coding region: 136-1956 (606 amino acids)
Source: RefSeq, a predicted model, not a curated record
UUGUUGAGUAAUUUGUGACAGGUUCAGCAGCGCUCAAAGAGACCAUCGACACCGCUCUCUCCUCUAGAGGAAGGCUCCCGAAUCAAUAGCCCGUCUACGACCUCUGAGUUCCCUACUGGAGCAUGCUCGCAAGAGAUGGAAAAGAGAUAUUCGGAGGAUGUGAAAAGAAUGGACAGGAAUGUGAGCUCUCACACAGAAAAUUUCUCGGAGAAGACGGUGCCUGAGAUCCCCGUCGAAGGCGCAGGACAUGAUGUGAAGAAGUUACCAGUUCCAAGCCUGAGAGAAGUCAGGAUCGGCGGAUCUAACAACGUUUCACGGUCUGAUCUGCUUGCUGGCCUUCUUGAUGAUUUGGUUUCGAACUCUGGUUCCUCCCCGGCCCUGCACAGGGAGGGUAGACUUGACUGGUCGCCAUUCCCGGCGUUGUUGUUGAAGACAGACACCAACGAGUGGAUCGAAGAUACUGGGCGUGCUGAAGAAGCCGUCAGGCCUCCACAGGGCGUCAUCAAAAGCGAAAAAAUGCUCUGGAAGCAGCCAGGUCUUCGACUCCUGGACUCAAACGACGAGAGUGACGAUGAGAUGGAAGAGGACAUAGACCUGGGGAGGGCAAUGUCGUCCCCUCCUCAAUCACGUGUUCCGCAGAAAAGAACCGCAUCCAAUGGCGAAGUGACUUCAAGAUUGACUGCGACCAUUUCGCCGACACGGGAGAAGAUGGAUAUUGACAAUGUUCCUGGUAAUACACGGAGAUCAAUGACCAGCACGCGCCCACUGUUACCACCGAAUGCAUUGAAAGUCUCAGUCAAGCCGCCGACAUGGCAAGAAAAGCAAGAAAGCAGUGAUGAGACGGCAUUCAAGGAGAGCCACAUAACGAAAAGUACUUUUUCGGCAUCCGGAUCCAUCGCCACAUUCUUAGAUCUUCGUGGCAAGAAGUUCAAGAGGACGCAGCCACCGAAGCAAGCUUGCAAAGACGAGAUCUCCAGUGAUCCCAUCCGAACCACGCAAUCUGCGGGUGGAGAUCUUCAACGAUCACCCAUCAUCGAGGCAACUGGUGCCAUUGUCGCUUCAGGAACUGUUCAGGUACCAGCAACGCCAUACAACAAACCUCUACAACUGGCACAAGACACCAGACAAUCGGUGAAGGCACUAAUCGGACCCAGAGCUAUAGUACUCGAUACGGCCAUGCUUCGAACACAGCGUCCACUGAUAUCCUAUCUGGAACACCAUGGGGACGGCUUGCUCACAAUGAUAUUUCGCGACCUGAGCGCGGGCGAGAUAGGCAAGCCUGGGGCUCUAUCCGACGCGCCUGAUAUCAUCCUCAAUCCUCGUACAGCACUCUUCUGUACCCAUUUCCAAGCAUUGAAUCAGAAGAACUUACCUGGUCAGAGCAAGUCCACCAAACAAGCUAUGGUGCAAAGCAAAAUUCUCAAGCUGACACAAAUUUACGACCACCUGUUUGUGUUGGUCACAAUGCCCGCAAACGGAGAUGGACUUCUUCCAGCCUCUCAAGACACGAUUGCCAGCUUCACGGGGUUCUGUUCAGGUCAAUGUAUCCAGGGUACACGUAUUGUCAGUCCUAUUUGGAUACCAGGGGCGAUGCCUCUGUCAGCGACGAGUCCCAAUCUUUACAGCUGUACAUGGGACUUGCUAUGUCGGCAAGCUUUUCCAGUCAGCGAUCCCAUUCGCGACGCGCCAGCUUCAGCGGGAAAUGUCUUGUUGAUACACGAUGAGACGCUCUGGGAGUUAUUUCUGCGAAAGACGGGGUUGAAUCCCAUGGCAGCACAGGUUGUGUUUGUAAUGCUGAAAAGGCCAGAUGGACACGACUUUCAAGCUGAGCAAGGCUGGGGGUUGAGAAGAUUGGUACAGAUGAGGCCUAUAGAAAGACUGGAUAUGUUCGCUGAGAUACUCGGCAGACGAAUGGUAGAAAGAUUGAGCAUGGUGCUUGCUACGAUGCACAAUUGAGCCGAACUCUGAGAGGCAGACGCAGUGCACGGUAGCCGUGGACAGCCUGGAGACCAGAUCGAGAUCAGGCUAGUGAGGCUCAAUCGUACAAUGUUAAAGAGACGUAAGCUAUAGGUCUACGGUAUGCGAUGGAGAUUAGAGGAAGAU